AUGGCCUCUGAAGAAGGGAACAAGGCAGAGCCACCCAGGGUCUCUGCAGGCAGUACCCUGGGCGGCCAGGCCCAACCAGAGUGUGUGAAUAAUUCUGCUUACCAGCUCAUGGAGGGAUCCCAGGAUCACCAGAAGGGAGUCCUGCAGGCCCUUGGGGCGGUGCAGAUCCUGAAUGGAGUGGUGAUUCUGGCUUUGGGCGUUUUCCUGGGAUCCUCAGAGUUCCUGACCCAUUUCUUCAGGCACUUCUUUUUUUUCACGUUCUACACAGGGUAUCCACUAUAUGGCGCUGUGCUUUUUAUUAGUUCAGGAUCCUUGACUGUUGUAGCAGGGAGAAAAUCCACAAGAAUGCUGAUGCAAAACAGUUUUGGAAUGAACAUCGCCAGUGCUACAAUUGCCUUAGUUGGGAUCGUUUUUCUCUUAAUACAUCUAGUACUAAAUAACCAGGCCCUCAGGAGUUGUCAGUCUUCCCGGUCUCCAGAUUUAUGCAAUUACCUGGGUUCCUCAUCAAAUGGCUUGGUGUCUUUAAUGCUCAUCUUCACUUUGCUGGAAUUGUGCAUAACUAUCUCCCUCUCAGCCAUGUGGUGCAAAGGAAACUGCUGUAAUUCAAGAGAGGAAAUUUCUUCACUUCCCAGUUCUAUGGAAUCAGGAAUACCUCCUAAUGAAGGUAAUUCYGAGAGCAUCAAAACUUAA
Urocitellus parryii (Arctic ground squirrel) is the source of this 690-nucleotide messenger RNA. It is a transcript of the gene Ms4a3, whose product is annotated as membrane spanning 4-domains A3. NCBI's taxonomy places the organism in Eukaryota, Metazoa, Chordata, Mammalia, Rodentia, Sciuridae. The record is from RefSeq and is a predicted model, not a curated record. Gene Ontology annotation, cellular component: plasma membrane.